Molecule: messenger RNA, 358 nt
Organism: Linum tenue
Lineage: Eukaryota; Viridiplantae; Streptophyta; Magnoliopsida; Malpighiales; Linaceae
Source: the annotation of a GenBank genome assembly
AGUUAUUGUGUAGGGCGGGGAGAGAGGGCUGAAAACUCGGCUCGUCGUAACUGCAUCGCGAAUUCAAAAUAAUUUUUUAAAGGGACUUUUAUGCAACCCUAAAUUGUAAAUCUCCGAUCCCUUUAUGCACAGAUUAUUCUUUUCCCCAUAAUUUCUUAGGGCUAUGCCUAUUCCCAUCAAGAUCAACCGCCGAAUCAUCGUCGUCGUCGGACACUCGUCGAGUGACAGCCAUUGUAAUCGACAUGGGGUUCUGAAGCCCGCAAUCGAAAAUCAAUUGGUUUGGUUUAGUUUAGGGUGCCUAAAUCCACGUCAAGAACACUUGAUGAACAAGGGUGGGCUGGUGGCUGCAUUGACGAUG